AUGCCAGGUCCUUCAACACCUGUCGAUGAUCAGGAACCUGAUCCACCUGUACCUCCUCAGCAGCCGACUGCACCUGUUCGAAGGGUCCCUGUCUCAAUCCGUGGACCAGAUGGCAAUGCAACAGUGAUUCAUACUUCAGGUCGCAUUCGACCGCCAGUUCAGCCUUUAAGGGGAGCUCAGAGCACAAGGCCAGGUCAGAAUAUAGGGCCGGCACAGAAUGCAGGGCCAGGGCAAAACCCAGCACCUGGUCGGAAUGCCAGACUCGCUCAAAACGCAGGAUCAGCUCAAAAUGCAGGACGGGGCCAGAACACAGGGCCAGGUAACAGCAUCUACCUCGGGAGAUUGACAAGAAACGAUCACCUCGGACGAGUCCUCUCUGCAUUGCGCAAUAGACUUGCAGAGGCCAGAGCUCAUGAAGAACAAGCCGAAGCUGAGAGAAUGCUGUCACACGCACAUCCAGCGAUGAUUCAUAACAUCCGUGUGCAACAGCGAGGACCAGCAAGCGAGAUGACAGAAAACAAUCCGGAAGGUUCAAUCCCUAUUGACCCUGCGAUAAUCGAUGCUUCUCAACGACUUGGACACGCUCAAGAUCAAGACGAGGCCAAACCUCAUAAUAGAUGGGACGAAAUCACAGUGCGCAAUGCUAAGUGUGAUGUAUGCGAUGAAAAAAAUCAAUCAGUCAUGUACCGCUGCAAAGAUUGUGGCUGGCAGAUUUGUUCACCUUGCGACGACAAUCGAGGUGGCUUAAGGGAGCAUAAUACUUCUCGUCGGUAUAGGCGUGUUAAUCCUCAGGGCAAUACCAGUCGCCAACCCUCCGGUGGUGAUCCAACGCCUCAGAGAGGGCGUGCACCCCCUCAACCAGCAAAUGCUGUGCACGCAGACGGAGGAAUUGAACAGGCUCGUGUCUUACCUAGGAUGCAACACCAGAUGCCACAUAGAAGGAUGAAUCCGGUGAGUCUUGGAGGUUCGUAUGGUCAAGCUCAACAUGCUGGAUACCACCAAGUUCAGAGGCCACAGCUCUACAAUGGAACUGUCUUUGUUCCCGUCCAGGUAUACCAUGACGCCAAUGGCAACAUGCAACAGCUACCAGUGCCUGACCCUGUCUUUCUGCCACAGUAUUCUCAUGGAAUUCCUCGUGUGCCACAAUACGCUUAUCAACCCCAGCAUCGCAGAGCGCAGCUUCCACUGCAGAAUCCGCAUAGAGCGGUGCCCGAAGGACGUGGCCGUCUUCGACCCCUCCCCCAACCACGUAGAUCUGGUCAUGGACCACUCUUUCCGCGCGAAACCAUCGAUACGCAGCCGCAGCCGAUGGACAUGGACUUUGAAUCUCAUCCGAGACUGCCUGAAGCUGAAUACUACACCCCACUCGAAACCGAUGAGGCAGCAUCCUCUCUGUAUGUCGAGACUCCGGGUUCUCCGGCUGCUCAGAACAGAGAAACUCCCGCUGUUUCAGUGAGAGAUGAGAAUGAUGAGCACCGGGACGACGUCGACGCUUGGCAUCAGAAGCAGAUACAGCUCGAGGAAGAGCGGGAACGAGCACGACAGUACAAGCUCGACCUGCACGACGAACGUGACCGUGCUUGGUGGUUCCUCAUUGUAGCUGCGGGGGAUGCAUACCAGCAAAUGAAGAAAGAAGAAGAAGAAGCUGGGCAGAUGACUUCGGAAGUCGGAAAUCAGUCAAGACAGUCACAGCCAGACCCUAACGAGGCGACAAACCUUGCCAGUUCUCCGGCUCAGGCGCAGUCUGGCACAGAGUCAAUCAUAACUGAACUGCCAACUGAUAUCACUAGACCAGAUUCAUCGGAUAAUGACAUACUCGGCACCCCCCGUACCCGCCGCCGAAGCUUCUCCCCAGCUUCGCUCAGACGUGCAGUGACGUAUAGACAGAGGGGACCAACUCUGAACUCGAGUUCCCCAAUCAAUCCACACAAUCGAGCUGAUCACCACACCCCGAGUGACCAGAAUGGCAAUGAUGAAGAGACGCUCUAG
This is a messenger RNA of Rasamsonia emersonii CBS 393.64, 1989 nucleotides long. RefSeq lists its product as uncharacterized. Gene Ontology annotation, molecular function: zinc ion binding. The record is from RefSeq and is a predicted model, not a curated record. Bases 1 to 1989 code for a protein of 662 amino acids. Lineage: Eukaryota; Fungi; Ascomycota; Eurotiomycetes; Eurotiales; Trichocomaceae. The transcript has 2 exons.